GCCUCCGGAAGGGCGGAGCGGCCGAGGCGAGGGACGACCCUUUCACACAUGGCGGAAAGCGAGGAGGCGGAUUGGGAUGCCUUCCUCGACAAAUUUCAGGGCCCGCAGCGGUACGAGGGGGCUUUCGAUCCCACGACGUGGGAGCAGGAAUUCGAUCAGAUUCCAAUGUUCAUGAAGAAUGCUCCCACUGAAAUAAAUCCGAAACAAAAUCCUGAUCUGGCAUGCCUUCAGUCCAUCAUUUUUGAUGAAGAUCAGAGUUCUGAAGAGCAAGCUAAGACUUAUAAGAAUGAAGGUAAUGAUUAUUUCAAAGAAAAGGAUUAUAAGAAGGCUGUGAUAUCGUACACAGAAGGACUGAAAAAGAAAUGCAGUGAUCUGGAAUUGAAUACUGUACUUCAUACAAACAGAGCAGCAGCCCAUUUUUACCUGGGCAACUAUCGCUCAGCUCUGAAUGAUGCUGUUGCAGCAAGAAAACUGAAACCCAGCCACCUCAAAGCAAUAAUAAGGGGAGCACUGUGCCAUGUGGAACUCAAGCAUUUCUCUGAAGCUAUGGCAUGGUGUGAGGAGGGUCUGAAAUUAGAUCCGCAGGAAAAAAAACUUCUGGAAAUAAGAACAAAAGCAGACAGACUUAAGCGUACUGAAGAGCGAGAUUUGAGAAAAGCAAAAUUUCAGGAGAAGAAGGAACAGUCUCAGAAAGAGGCCUUGCUUAAAGCUAUUAAGGAUCGAAACAUCAAAUUGUCUCUGGUCCCCUCAGCAGAUGAGAUGGCCAUAUCAAAAGACCUCGCUGAGAUGUCUUUAGAUGGAUUCAGCUCUGAAAGCGGCAGUGGUGCCAAAGUCUACCUAGAAGACACCGGCAGUCUUACCUGGCCAGUGCUUUUCCUGUAUCCCGAGCAUGGACAAACUGACUUCAUUUCUGCUUUUCAUGAAGAAUCCAGAUUUUCUGACCAUUUAGUUGUUAUGUUUGAAGAAUCUCCUGCCUGGGAUACAGAAAGAAAAUACGUUCCUAAAGAACUAGAGCUUUAUUUUGAGGAUGAAGAAAGAGGAGAUAUAUACCAGAUAAACCCAGAAACCACAUUGUUAGAGGUGUUGCAGCACAAAAGGUACUUUGUAAAAGCUGGAACUCCUGCCUUUUUAGUCCUGGUGAAAGAUGCUCCUUUCUCGAAAAACUAUUUAUUUGGGAAGACGGUUCAUCAAUUAAAGUGAAUUGGGAUGACCUCAGCAAGAAAGCAAAGAUCAACAGUGACUCUCUUCUUACCAUUUAUGCAGUGUCCUAAAUUGGAAUGAUUUCAGAGUAUAUAUUUUUCUGUAACAAUUAGGAUUAAGAAAAGAUAAGCAUAUAUCAGGCUACUAAGAGCCGUGGUGGCACAGUGGUUAGAAUGCAAUAUUGCAGGUUAAUUUUGCCGACUGCCAGCAGUUCAAUUCUCACCAGCUCAAGGUUGACUGAGCCUUCCGAGGUCGGUAAAAUGAAGACCCAGAUUGUUGGGGGCAAAAUGCUGACUCUAAACCAUUUAGAGAGGGCUAUGAAACACUAUAAAAUAGCACUAUAAGUCUAAGUGCUAUUUCUACUAUACUUUUAACUUUCCUUCUGUAUUUGAAUAACUAAACUAUCUUAUUUCUCCUCCUUUUAAUAAAUUAAAACAGUAAAACAAAAUAAAUACGUUACCCAUGGUGUUUAAAGUA
Pantherophis guttatus is the source of this 1677-nucleotide messenger RNA. RefSeq names its product tetratricopeptide repeat domain 4 (gene TTC4). The record is from RefSeq and is a predicted model, not a curated record. Lineage: Eukaryota; Metazoa; Chordata; Lepidosauria; Squamata; Colubridae. Gene Ontology annotation, molecular function: Hsp90 protein binding; Hsp70 protein binding. Gene Ontology annotation, cellular component: cytosol; nucleus. Gene Ontology annotation, biological process: protein folding.